Molecule: messenger RNA, 398 nt
Organism: Entamoeba histolytica HM-1:IMSS
Lineage: Eukaryota; Evosea; Mastigamoebida; Endamoebidae
Product: 60S acidic riboomal protein P1, putative
Exons: 1
Coding region: 59-379 (106 amino acids)
Biological process (GO): cytoplasmic translation; translational elongation
Cellular component (GO): cytosolic large ribosomal subunit; ribosome
Molecular function (GO): ribonucleoprotein complex binding; structural constituent of ribosome; protein kinase activator activity
Source: RefSeq, a predicted model, not a curated record
CAAAAAUAACCAAUUUAAACCUAAGAACUGAAAGAACCAAACAAACCUUCAUUUAGAAAUGGAAGCUGACCACCAACAACUUGCUAUUGCUUUUGCUGCUCUUCUUAUUCAUGGAUGUGGAAAAGAAGUAAAUGCAGAAAGUAUUCUUGCUGUUACUAAAGCUGCUGGUAUUCAACUCGAAGGAUGGGCCAAUGCUAUGGCUAAAGCUUUCAAUGGAGAAAAAAUUGAAAAGCUUCUUGAAGGAUUCUCCUCAGCUGCCCCAGUUGCCGCUCCAGCUGCUGCUGUUGCUGCCCCAACUGAAACUAAAGAAGAAAAGAAAGAAGACAAAAAAGAAGAAGAGGAAGAAGAAGACUUCGGAGGAUUUGGUGAUCUCUUCUAAUCAAAUGGUUCGUUGUUGA